Zootoca vivipara (common lizard) is the source of this 4671-nucleotide messenger RNA. RefSeq names its product syntaxin 1A (gene STX1A). The record is from RefSeq and is a predicted model, not a curated record. Gene Ontology annotation, molecular function: SNARE binding; SNAP receptor activity. Gene Ontology annotation, cellular component: SNARE complex; endomembrane system; plasma membrane. NCBI's taxonomy places the organism in Eukaryota, Metazoa, Chordata, Lepidosauria, Squamata, Lacertidae. Gene Ontology annotation, biological process: intracellular protein transport; vesicle fusion; exocytosis.
CGUCGCGGCUUGCUGCUCCUCCCUCGAUCGCCGCCCAAGAGAGCGGAGCCGGAGCCAUGAAGGAUCGGACGCAGGAGCUGCGCACGGCUAAGGACAGCGAUGAUGACGACGACGUCACUGUCGGAGUGGAUCGGGACCGCUUCAUGGACGAGUUUUUUGAGCAGGUGGAAGAGAUCCGGGGGUUCAUCGACAAGAUCGCGGAGAAUGUGGAAGAGGUGAAGCGGAAGCACAGUGCCAUUCUUGCAGCCCCCAACCCCGACGAGAAAACCAAGGAGGAGCUAGAGGACCUCAUGUCUGACAUCAAGAAGACAGCCAACAAAGUGCGCUCCAAGCUAAAGGGUAUUGAGCAGAGCAUCGAGCAGGAGGAGGGGCUCAACAGAUCGUCAGCAGAUUUGAGAAUAAGAAAGACCCAGCAUUCCACCUUGUCCCGGAAGUUUGUGGAAGUGAUGUCAGAGUACAACGCCACCCAGUCUGACUACCGGGAGCGCUGCAAGGGCAGGAUCCAAAGGCAGCUAGAAAUAACUGGCAGAACCACCACCAGUGAGGAGCUGGAGGAUAUGUUGGAGAGCGGGAACCCUGCCAUUUUCUCCUCUGGGAUCAUCAUGGACUCCAACAUCACGAAGCAGGCGCUGAACGAGAUCGAGACUCGGCACAGCGAGAUCAUCAAGCUCGAGAACAGCAUCCGGGAGUUGCACGAUAUGUUCAUGGACAUGGCAAUGCUAGUGGAGAGCCAGGGCGAGAUGAUUGACCGCAUUGAAUACAACGUGGAGCACUCGGUGGACUACGUGGAGAGGGCUGUCUCGGACACCAAGAAAGCAGUCAAGUACCAGAGCAAAGCCAGGCGGAAGAAGAUCAUGAUCAUCAUUUGCUGCGUGGUGCUGGGCAUUGUGAUCGCCUCAACGGUUGGCGGGAUUUUCGGCUAGAAGCCCAAGACUCUCUUUUUUUGGAGGGGGGAACGCAGAGGUGGAGAGUGCCUGGGCCCAGCCAGACAGCCGCAACCCCCAGACCCUGCAGCGGAAGCAGCAGCCACCACCCCAGGGGGGAACUGGCCCACCAGCACUGCUCCCAUCUCUUAUGCAUGAUUGUUCGUGUUAAUGCUGCGUGUCCAGUGCAGUGGGGUGGGGGGCGGGAGGAAGGCCACAGACACAUGCAAUUUCCCCACCUGAUCUCUUCAGAGGGACACCCCCCCUUUUGCUUCCACUGGCCAACGACUCCCCUCCUCUCUGUUUUCUUUCCAUCCCAGUGAGGUCCCUCUUUUUCUUCUCUUUCCUCUUUGCCUUCAAAGGUGAGUUUGCCAACAAAGGUGUGCAAAAUUGGAUCCUGCUCUCUCCCAGGGGAGGGGCCAAGAUUUUCUCUUUCUCUCCACCCCCUGAUCUCUCCAGCCACAGAAUGGGCAGGCUGGCCUGUUGUUUCUUGCUCCCUUCUGUCUUGCUCUGAGCCAGGUUCUUGUCUCGUCCCCUCAGCAUCAGGAGAGCUUGUGAGGCCUGCCUCUUGCCCUGCACCGUCAAGGCCUGCCUAUGUAUUGAAAACAGGAUGCCACCUUUUCACUUAAGGCGGCCGCGGGGUGGUGUGCAACUCUAGAUUUAAAUCAAAUGCAAUGUUUUUAUUUUUUAUAAAGGACAGACACUUUUAGAAGUAGGCAGGAGCCACCUGUCAACAGAAGCAGGCUGUCAACGCUACGUCCCCAUUAUUUUUAGAUGUUCUCUCUCAAGGUUUUCAGGCCUAUGCUGAAUAGCGUCCUGGUUUUUGGGGGGGUGGAGGGGGUUGCGGUUUGCAGUCCAUGAAUCUUCCUGUCCAAAUGUGCUGUGGCUCUGUCUCUCUCAAGCCCUACAGCAGCAAAGCUCGUGUUCUGAAUUUCCAGGUGUGAAACGGCGCCUCCUUCUAGAAUUUCCAAAACGUUCCAAGUGGCACCGAUUCAACACUUCACAUGUGGGCAGCUUUACCCUCUCAGGGAAACCCUCCAUGGACUUAAGAUCUGUAACUGAGUUUCUCGAGCUGCUCAUCUCCGGCUUCCCCAAAUGUUUCUGGCCUCUCAACUCCCAUCAUCCCUCACCAUUCCUGCAUUGCAGGGAGUUGGAAUAGAUGACCCAUUGGGGUCCCUUUUGACUCUGCACCUCUGUGCUGGCUGCUAGGAGUCAACACCCGGAGGUCCACAGGUUCCCUGCCCUGUGCAAGGCUGUGUCUAGCGGCUCUCUGCGUGAGUUUGUGUGCACCUUGCCAGACCAGUUACUCCCUCUGCCACAUUUUUCCUCUUUGCUACAAGCCAAAAGCGCACACAGACGGUUGUGCCUGCUAGCAGUAGGUGACGGGGGCAUGCUGCUCCCAGGGGCGACUGAGCAAAUAGCUAACCCUUUGGAAACGCAGAACCUGUGUUGAAUCCACCAUCUGUCCCUGGGCCAGGGGGUCAGGAGAGAAGCUGCGGGCUGCACAUGGGUGGGAAACCAGAUGUUCCUGCCUUCCAAACUCAUAGAACCGCAGAACUAUAAGGCACCAAAAGGCUCAUCUAGGCCAACUCCCUGCAAUGCAGGACUCCCAACAGCCCCGAGCAGCAUGGCCAUAAUGGGAGUUGCAGCCCAACAUCCAGAGAGCCAUAGCUGGCUCCCGUCCCUGCCACAAGGAGAGGGGUUUCUGCCCUCCCUCCCUCCCCCAGAGCCCAUUAAGGGUGGUGCCAGUUACAUAUGCAAUGCAGCAAGUGCCAACCCCCACCCUGCACCCCGGUCUUUUAACUCUGCUCUUCCAGCUGCUUCCCAGCACCAGCAGGUCUCUUGGAGAAAAGCAACACUGCCAUUGUCUGGAUCCAGAGCGCUCUCCUCCCUUAGCCAUCGGAGUGCAAUGGGACCCUUUUAACAAGGCGUUUGCUCUGCCUCCUGAAUGUGCUCUGCUCACAAGCCGAGGCCCUGGAACGAGCAGGAUGAGGCCUGCUCCGCCCCCGAGAGGACCUCAGCUGCACCUACUGCAGAACUACUCCGGGCUCCGGCCUGCCAUUUUUUUGAGAGUCCGCACGGCAGUUGCAUCAACAACUGUGUGGUCCUUCUGCAGCCUGAGAACGUUGUCUCCCUCUCUCUUGCUGCAGGACCACAGACCUUCCUUCCCCCGGCAUCAGCUGGGGCAGGGGCCAAAGACCCCCUUUCUGCAGAGCACAUGCAAUUUACGUUUGUAGACUUUGCUCUCUGCCAUCCGCUUUCUUCUUCCCCGCAUUUCCUGGCCCUAAAUCUUCUGCACGCAGCCUGGCAUGGCGGCAUUUGGCCAUUGGUGGCCUCUGCUGCUUUGCUCCUCCUCCAGACCUUCCCUGCUUUCCUUGCAUGUCAAAACCUGAGCCAUCUGUGAUGUGUCUGUGCUCUGGAAGCUGUUCUGCCCUCCAAGACAACAAACCUGCCAGUUGUUGGGGUGUGUAUGUGUGUAUUUUGUUUUUUAAUUCAGAGAGCCCUGAAGUGCCACCACCAGUAUUCCGCCUCCUCACAGGAAAAGGACAUUUAUUGAUCCAUCUUUGUGGAGGCCUCCCCUGGAGUCUCGUAGCAUCGCUGUGUUGCUGUGUGAAGCCAAGUGUCCUUCUCUCUCUCUCUGUGUGUCUGUCCUCACAAGCUGCCUCGCUCUCCUGCCUUUGUGGAUGUGGAACUGUCCGUCCGUCUGUUGCCUUCUUCUGACGUUCUGGCCUGCUUAGUUUACCCUUUACGCCACAACCCCCUCUAUAAAACUUCAGGUGGAAAAGCAGCUUCCUUUCCUGGAUGGGAUUUUAUGUAGAAUUAAACAAAAAAGUGUUUAUAUCUGUGAAGUGUUUCCUGGCUCCUCUGUGUGUUUGGAAGGUGGGGGUGUUGCCCUCCUGUUGACUAUGCAGCCACCUGGUUUAAAAACUCUGUCCCUCUCUAACAUACAGGAAGGCUACUGACAUGCCUCAAUGCUUAGGUUUUAGGAGUUGGGGAAGGUGAAGAGAUGCAGAAGUUAUUCCUGAAAAUCCAACUCUUACCGUUCUCUGGCCCUUGAGCCCUUUCUGUGGGUGUUAUGAAAUCUUAAGGACCUUCAGCAUGGAGAGCUCAGCUUUUCCGGCAGCUGAGAGGCCUACAUGCCCCCAGGCGGUGUGGUUUUCUCCAUGAGUCUUUAAAUGUUUUACCUGCCCAAAGGAGCCGGGCUACUUCCAAAAAGUUUAUAGGGGAGAACAAGGGGUUUGGACAAUAGCAAGUGAGCAGGAUAAGUGCACACAUAGGCAGGGAACCUGUAGCCCUCUUAAAGAUUAAAAGCUUCCCUAAACAGGGUGGCUUAAUUUAAAAGUCUGCGAGUCAAGGGCGGGGGGGUGGAGAUUGAGCUCAGAGAACCCCGCAUACAGCCAGCCCCACUUGAUCUAGUAAUCCAACAUCUCAGGAAAGGGUUGUUGGUUUUUUAAUCUUUUAAUAGCCGCUGCCACAAAGCUUUCUGUCUUUGGGUGGGAAAUAUCUGCAGCCCUCUUCCAGAUAGUCCUGGACUCAAACUCCCAUCUGUCAGGGAUGAUGGUGGUUGUAGUUCAGCAACAUCAGGAGGAGGGGGGGGCAAAAUAUUCCCCACCCCCAGCAUAUACUACCCUGUGUUUCAAAGCAUUUUAUUUUAGCCUGGCACUUUUCUAGCAGAGGGGAAUCACAUCUCCCCGCCUCCUAGAGUGGUAAAAGACGAGGCCUCCUCUGAAACACUGCCUGGGAUGGA